AUAACAAUAUUAAAACACAUGCACAUACAUAUAUGCAAGCAUAAACACAUUAACAGUAAUAACUUCCCAGGAAUACACAAACACACACACACACACACACACACAUCAAACUGAUGAAGCUGUUGCCACAAGUUAUUGAAGCAAGGAUCUGAUGAGGUUUGAGAUUUUGUCUUUGAAUCAAAGAAAAAUGUUUUAACUUCUGUCGUAAAAUAAGAAUAAGAAUAUAAGAAAAACUAAAAAAUAUAAUAAAAUAAAAACUUACCUGUAAUUGUGACAUAGAAGCCUAAAUAUCUGAAGAUGGGGGUGAAACUGUCCAAGGUGCCGCUUGGAGUGAAGGCCCAGGCCAACACGACUGGGAUGAAACUUUAUAAAUUGGUCGAUCUGAAAGGUGGGGGAGAACUUGUGGAAUGCAUGAAAAAUAUGAAGGAUCACAAUGAACUGGACAAAAAAAUCAUUAAGGAUGUGACCCCUUUCCUCUAUAAUGGAGGAUCAGGAAAGAAACUUCACAUCAGUGAGUUUAUCAAAAAGAGAAACGAAGAGAGAGGGGGUAAGAAACCUAUUUCCUCCAAAGAAAACCAAGGCAAAAGAUUUUUACAGAAAAAUAAAACCGAUGAAGAAGUGGCAGAUGACCCAAAAAUGUACCGUCAUGUCUGCUGGAAGUUCGAUGAACUUGGCACCGUGGGUGAGACCAUUCUACAUAUGUGUUUGCUGAACUCAACAUCAACUCAUGCUGACCUAGCAAAGAGGCUUAUUCGACUGUUCCCGGUGCUAAUCAAUGACAUUUACCAAAGUGAAGAAUAUUAUGGUAAACUCUUCUUAUUUUCUUCUUAUCUUCUUUUCUUUCUAUGUCCCAAAAAACUCUACAGACAUGAAGGAAUUCCUGAUGUAAAUCCAGUGGUGUAUACCUCCAUACUGCUGUUGACAUCAG
Messenger RNA from Octopus sinensis (East Asian common octopus), 928 nucleotides. RefSeq lists its product as uncharacterized. The record is from RefSeq and is a predicted model, not a curated record. Gene Ontology annotation, biological process: calcium ion import across plasma membrane. The annotation marks the transcript as partial. The transcript is spliced from 3 exons. Lineage: Eukaryota; Metazoa; Mollusca; Cephalopoda; Octopoda; Octopodidae. Gene Ontology annotation, molecular function: calcium channel activity. Gene Ontology annotation, cellular component: membrane.